UUGGCAGCUAAAGCUGUGCAGCUCUCAGGUUGCCUGCUGGCAGUGGGAACCAGUAAUCCCCCCUUUUUCAGACUAGCAUUGGUGAAUUGCACUCAUACAAGUUAAUGCAGCUUUUUUUUGUAUCAUGCCAAAGAAGCGGGAGCAGAAGGAAGGGCUUUUAUUCCCACCCAAAGCCUCUUCACUCCCCAUUUCUCCUCCUGAAAACAGAUAUAGGUGAGCCUGGGAGGAGCGCGGUAUUGUGUGAGACCUCCGUGACCGUGGGCCUCAGCAGACGGAGCAGGGCCUACCCCUCCCCGGCCAGGAGACGCCACCGCACCACCUUCAGCCACAAACAGCUGGAGCAGCUGGAGGUGGCCUUCAGCCAGAACCAGUAUCCUGACAUCUACUACAGGGAGGAGCUGGCUCGCGUCACCAAGCUCAAUGAAGCUCGCAUCCAGGUUUGGUUUCAGAACAGAAGAGCCAAGCAGCGCAAGCAGGAGAGGGCUUCACAGAACCUUCUCCCAGUGGGGGGGUUGCCCGGCCACAGGGUGAUGCUGGGGGGGGUGCACGUCCAAUCGUCUGGUAUGGCUCGACAGUACUACCCUCAACCCCUGGCUCACAUCCCCCGCUUCUCCUCCAUGUUGCCCUCUGGGGCGUACUCCCGCCACCCCAGCCCAGCCAGUCGCUGCCCCUGCCCCAGCGUCCUACCACAACCCAGCCCCCAGGGUCAGCACGACAACUGGUACAGCCCGCUGCGGGGCAACCUGGCCUCGCCCAUGUUCCCGCUGGGCUCCAUGGAGCCGGCUUCGCCCUGGAGCUAAGGAGUGCGUAGACAUGUUUCGAAAAGAUACCAACACGGAUCCUUUAGACUUUUAUGUGCGUGUUUAGUUUUGCUGCUACGGCAACAAAAAAAGGCUUUUGAUUUAGAAAACAACUCGUCUUCCUCUGACGUCUUUAUUCACUUGUAAUAAAACUGUUUUAAAGUAGAAUUCUGAAAGUUACGGACAUCUAGAGGUCAAAAGUACACGUUUUUAUCGAACACUGAGAGUAUAACAGCAAGCAUUUCGUGAGUUUCAACGGCUUUAAUAUUGAUUAAAGAUCAAGUCACCCCCUACCAGAGUAUUACUCCACUCCCACUUCCUGUUUGAAAAAUGCAACAAAUGCUGUUUCCUAGCAGACCGAGAAGGCGGAGCCACUAACACACACACACACACGCUCACAACGACAUUGUGACAUCAUAUGGUACCAGCUAACGUUCUAGGGAACCUCUUAGCCAAUAACGGUGGCAGAUUUAAAUUAGAAUACAGUGCAGAGUUUUUACCUGACAACGGCACGACACUGACAGUUUUAGGCAGAAAAUUUAAAUUUUAACUAAAAUGCACUAAAGUGCAAAACUAUUGACUACACGUGUCUGCAGCACGAUUAGACACACAUUUAUACAGUUUAUCAGGAAUAAAAUGUUGAUUUGGGGGUGACUUGCUCUUUAAAGACCAUCUUUUUUUCUGAUAAUCUAUAUAAAUGUGUGUCUACUCGUGCUGCAGACACUUGUAGUCAAUAAUUUUGCACUUUAGUGCUUUUAAGUUAAAAUUUAAAAUUUCUGCCUUAAACUGUCAGUGUUGUGCCGUUGUCAGGUAAAAAAUCUGCACCGUAUUCUAAUUUUAAUCUGCCACCGCUAUUGGCUAAGAGGUAUGCUAUGAUGUUAGAUGGUACAUUAUGAUGUCGCAAUGUCGCGAGUGUGUGUAUUUGUUAGUGGCUCCGCCCUCUCGGUCUGCUAGGCAACAGCAUUUGUUGCAUUUUUCAAACAGGAAGUGGGAGUUGAGUAAGAAUCUGACAGGGGUGACUUGCUCUUUAAUGAAUCUCCUCUUUAAAGAGCAAGAUUAACUAAAGUGCCAACUUAUUGACUGAACGUGUCUACAGAGCAAUUAGACACUCAUUUAUAUCAAGAAAAAAAGUUGAUUUGAGGGUGACUUGCUCUUUCAUUAAGAAAUGUAGACUUGUUUUUCUUUCAACUAUGAUCGGUCUCUGAGUUCCACAUGCAGGCUGAACGUAUUUGUUUUUUUCCUGCUCACCUUUUUCUAAACAAGUUUAAAUCCGUAGCGUUUCUGAAGUCAGCGGUU
Messenger RNA from Nothobranchius furzeri (turquoise killifish), 2096 nucleotides. It is a transcript of the gene prop1, whose product is annotated as PROP paired-like homeobox 1. Gene Ontology annotation, biological process: regulation of transcription by RNA polymerase II. The record is from RefSeq and is a predicted model, not a curated record. NCBI's taxonomy places the organism in Eukaryota, Metazoa, Chordata, Actinopteri, Cyprinodontiformes, Nothobranchiidae. Gene Ontology annotation, molecular function: RNA polymerase II transcription regulatory region sequence-specific DNA binding; DNA-binding transcription factor activity, RNA polymerase II-specific.